Messenger RNA from Zingiber officinale, 1916 nucleotides. RefSeq lists its product as uncharacterized. The transcript has 8 exons. Lineage: Eukaryota; Viridiplantae; Streptophyta; Magnoliopsida; Zingiberales; Zingiberaceae. The record is from RefSeq and is a predicted model, not a curated record. The coding region runs from base 176 to 1390 and encodes 404 amino acids.
GGACAAAAGGGGGGCGGUGUAGGGAGGGGAGAGAAGCAAUUUACCUGUAGGCGGCUCGUUUCGUCCCUAAAAAAUGUAAACUCUAUCCCAAGCCCAAACCUCUCCGACGAUCGACGUCCGCCGUUCCUCUCUAGGGAUUAUUGGCUUCUACCGGUUGAUCCUUCGAGAAACGAUAAUGGAGGAAGCUCUUCUUUCUGAUUCCGUGAAGAAGCGAUUACGCAUGCAAAAUGAGGUCCUAAAAUUGGUGGCAGAUUUUUCAGAAAAGCUCAAUCAGAGAGCAAAAGAUAUUACUAUUGAUAUAAACUCAUUGCUGGAUCAGGCUGGAGCUGUGGAACUAGAUCUGAAGAACACAGCUAACAACCUCUGGAAUCUAUCACGUAAUCUACUUAUUGAUCAUAAGAUAGCUGACCAAGAUGGUAUUUCUCAUACCACAAAGGAUCAUGCUGAAGGUUCAGCUCAAGGCAUUCCUGCUCAGGAUUAUGAAAAAGAUAUACUACCAAGAUAUAAGACAGCUUUAUCUAUGGGUUUGACUUCCUGCAAAAAGUUCUUGAAUAAUAAGGAGAGAGGUCAUAAGACCAACUCUAUUUUUAGAACUGGCUCGUCAUGCGGUCCGCUUCCACAUGUUAUUGGAUCUGAAGAAUAUAUCCAUGACAAUGGCUGCGGUAUAACAGAAAACUCAUCCUCCAGAAAUCUGAACCUUGAUUUUAGCUUGAUAAUGGAAUCACAGCAGGCUUCUUCAGUUGAUUCCCCUGAUUUGUUUGAUCACGAUAUGUUUGUUGUUCAAAGCGGUUCGUCAGAAAAGGAUUCGGCAGAUCCUUUAGCAUCUGCUGCAGCAGAUUUUAAAGCCAUGCUUGAAGCAGCUUUGCUUAACCCUUAUAAAUUCUAUGACGAGGAGUCUUCAUCAGUGGAUAUCAAGAGUACAAUGAACAGUUUUCAAAUGCAUAACAAUACGGUAGGCUUACAAGGAGAACAAAAAACUGUUACACAUGGUAUUCUUGAUGAUCUGAGUAGUGCUUUAGAGGAAGAUAAGCCCACGUUGGUACGAGAUUUACUCCCUCACACACAUUCACACGAAUUCUAUUCCUCGCUGGUUGGUGGUAGUUUAUUCGAUGUUGAGGACGACAUGCCCUCUGGUGAUGGAACAGAUAUUUCAGCUAAUAUUGCAGAAUCAAAUUCCUUGCUUUCUGCAAUGCUUGAAACUGAUGGGCUUGCUGAAGCUACCCAUUCUUUGGACAUCACUGAAGCUUAUUCUGAUCAAAAUCUGAUUGCUUCUGCUGGUGAUUCACACAAUGAUGAACAAGGAAGUGAGGAAAGGAAUUCCCUCGAAGAAGCUAAAUUCAAGACGGAUAACAGUAAAGAAAAUCCAACUACAUGCCCUCCAGAAUAUUAGGAAUUAAUUAUGCGAGCAAGAAUUUGAGUUGGUGAUCAAGUUUUUAUCCACAAACAGUUUACAAUAGAGUAUGUCUUAGCAGCUUAGAAAAGUUAUAUGCCUCAAUUUUAAGGUGUUUCAUAUACUAUCAAUAUGAUUCACUCUAAGCCAAUGGUACAUGUUUCAAAUUUUUCUAGAAGAUGAAGUAAUUGGUAGUUUAUUCCUAUCAUAAAACCAAUGAAAAAAUUGUUCACCGUGGCCAUUGAAGGAAUGACGCAAUGACAAGUGCAGCUUGCUCGGUUAAUAGAUCUACCCGCCUAUGAGUAGUAAGCGAUUUAUCUGAGAAAACUUUUGUUUGAUAGAGUGAUAGAGAAUGAGAUGAAAGAUAAGUUGAACAAUUGUUUUUCAUCUUGUGUGGGUUAGGCUUGCCAAACUUGCUUUAUUUGGUCAUUAGCUAGGUUGGUUUAGCUAUCCAAGAAUGACAUCAAAUGUGUUUAGGUUGUUUUCUUUUUGGAUUUCGCAUGUUCAAGUGAUUUUUUUUGUCUAA